AAGUGUUGAUAUCGGAGCAGAUCAGAGUAUUGAGUAGGUUGAUACUGAUCGUCGAGGAAUAGUCGAACCCGACUGACUGAUUAUUCAAAGAACAAGUUUACUUUCUCUCAAGUGUGCUUGAAGAUCUUUUUUCAAAGAUGAACUUUUUGUCCCGUUCAAAAUUUUUCGGUGAGAAGAGUGGAUCGAUGAUUCGGAGUUUGGCGAACACGUACAGAGUAUUGGAACAAACACAACAAAGGACAGAGCACACACGAACAACACAUGAUACAGAUGAGCCAAUCAUAAUGAGUAAUCCAUUUAAAAAAGAAAAAAAAGUUUGUAUACUGUGUAAAUACAACAUAGAACCAGAUUACAAAAAUGUCAGACUGCUGUCACAAUUUCAAAGUAGAUACACAGGUAGAAUUUAUGGAAAACACAUUACAGGCUUGUGUAAGAAAAAGCAACAGCUAAUCGAGAGAGAAAUUGAGAAAGCUCAGAAUGCAGGUAUGAUGCCGUACUAUUACAAGGAGAUCUCCUACAUACACGACCCAAAACUCUUUGACAUAGACAAUCCAUUCAGGCCUCACAAGUACUAAACGCUAUUGUUGAUGAUUGCCUCAUUGUUUUUCAUGUAUAUAAUGUAUCUCCUUAUUACAAAUAAAUUUCUCUAAUCGUAUUGUAUAAA
Messenger RNA from Phymastichus coffea, 664 nucleotides. RefSeq names its product small ribosomal subunit protein bS18m (gene mRpS18C). Gene Ontology annotation, biological process: mitochondrial translation. Bases 138 to 575 code for a protein of 145 amino acids. Gene Ontology annotation, molecular function: structural constituent of ribosome; small ribosomal subunit rRNA binding. Gene Ontology annotation, cellular component: mitochondrial small ribosomal subunit; ribosome. NCBI's taxonomy places the organism in Eukaryota, Metazoa, Arthropoda, Insecta, Hymenoptera, Eulophidae. The record is from RefSeq and is a predicted model, not a curated record. The transcript has 4 exons.